AUGACAUCAACUAAAAUUUCUGAUAUAUCAUGGUAUCAUGAUUUUCCACCAUUUUUUACUCUUCAAUCAAAUCUUGAUACGCGUCGUAAACAAAUUGAUGCUUGGUGUUCACUUAUAAUAGAUUAUUGUCGUUUGAAAAAGAUUUGUACAUUUGAUGUAAAUGAUGCUAGUAAAUUUCCACCAUUUUUUAAUGCAAAAAUUCAUCGUCAAUUAGAUAAUAAUUUUAUUCAUAUUUUACUUGAAGAAUUACGUAUUCGAGGUCAUAUUGAAUGGGAAGAUAAAAAUAAACGACGUUGUUUAAUCUUUUGGAAAUCACCUGAAGAAUGGGCUAAAACAAUUUAUCAAUGGAUAACAUCACGAGGUAUGAAUGGAACUGUUUGCACAUUCUAUGAAUUAUUACAUAGUGAUGAUACACGUUCAGCUGAAUUUCAUAAUAUUGAUUCGAAACUUUUUCGUCGUAUACUAAAUGAACUUGAAAAACGUGAUCAAGCGAUUAUAUUUUCUGAAAAUGGUGCUGAUGGUAUGGUUGACGAAGUAACAAAAAAGACUUUAUCAAAUAUUCCAUUAUUAAAAACUAAAGCAAGUCCACGUGAUGGUGAACAAUGGCGACAAAGACUUAAAGAAGAACUUCAAGCAUUAAUACAAUAUGUUAAAAAUAACAAGGAUGCUGAUAAUGACUGGUUUCGUCUUGAAUCAAAUCAAGAAGGAACUCGUUGGUGGGGAAAAGCAUGGACAAUUCAAGAUAUGUUACGUUAUGAAUUUGAUAUUGAAUUUGAUAUACCUGUUACAUAUCCAAUGACAGCACCUGAAAUUGCAAUACCAGAUCUUGAUGGAAAAACGGCAAAAAUGUAUCGUGGAGGAAAAAUUUGUAUGACUGAUCAUUUUCAACCAUUAUGGGCUCGAAAUGUACCACGUUUUGGUAUUGCACAUGCACUAGCCCUUGGUCUUGGUCCUUGGUUGGCUGUUGAAAUACCAGAUUUAAUUGCUCGUGGUGUUGUCGUACAUAAAGAACGAGAAACAGCUAGUGGUAAUAGUGCAUCAUCAAUGAAAUAA
Rotaria sordida is the source of this 1053-nucleotide messenger RNA. The record is from the annotation of a GenBank genome assembly. NCBI's taxonomy places the organism in Eukaryota, Metazoa, Rotifera, Eurotatoria, Philodinida, Philodinidae.